Coregonus sp. 'balchen' is the source of this 4323-nucleotide messenger RNA. The record is from the annotation of a GenBank genome assembly. Lineage: Eukaryota; Metazoa; Chordata; Actinopteri; Salmoniformes; Salmonidae.
AUGUCCAUUGUGUUCCGGCCCUACCAGAGGGGUGUGUACUGUGACGAUGAGGACAUCAAGUACCCCCUCAAACCUGACACCAUCACCCACGGCUUGCUGGCUGCAGUCACCAUCUCCUGCACUGUCAUCAUUGUAAGUCCCUCCCUAUACUUUCCUCUCUGACACAUAGGUGAGCUAAAUAACGUCUGUCUACACUGAUUCCCAGACCAGUCUCACAAACAGGCGUUUCUAUAAGCAGCCAGUGGACCAAACCAGAUAUCAUAUUGGAGUGUUGGAUGUAAUUUAAUCAUCUUUCUCUCUUCCCAUAGAUAUCAUCAGGAGAGGCUUACCUUGUCUAUAGUAAGAGGAUCCACUCUAACUCCGAGUUCAAUGGGUACGUGGCGGCACUCUACAAGGUGCUGGGUACCUUCCUGUUCGGGGCAGCUGUCAGCCAAUCACUGACGGACCUGGCCAAGUUCACCAUAGGACGCCCUCGGCCCAACUUCAUGGCCGUCUGCAACCCCAAGGUCUGCAAAGGCUACGUGCUGGAGAUCAACUGCACCGGCAAUCCUCGGGACGUCACUGAGUCCAGGUAGUUACUGAGGUAGAGGGCGUCAGGGAAAUAUUGUUGAUGUGGGCAUUGCUCAAUGCCAGUGGUUAGUGCUGUACUGGAACCAAUGCCUGCAUAUGCUGCAGCUCACUAGAACCAGGGUUGGUGACUACUGCUUUAUGCUAUGGUAGAAACACACUGAAUAGAUCAACUGUAGCCUCCACACAGCCAUGACAGAAAAAGGUUUUAACAACAUAUUUGUUUUCUUUCUAUUUUCCAGGUUGUCCUUCUACUCGGGCCACUCAUCCUUUGGGAUGUACUGUAUGCUGUUUCUAGCAGUGAGUAAACUACACACACACCCUCAUAUUCAGCAGUCUCAAAUAUAGUCAACUGAUGCAAUACCUCUCCAUUUGAAACAGGAGUAAUGGGGAAUACAGUGGGGGGAAAAAAGUAUUUAGUCAACCACCAAUUGUGCAAGUUCUCCCACUUAAAAAGAUGAGAGAGGCCUGUACUUUUCAUCAUAGGUACACGUCAACUAUGACAGACAAAUUGAGAUUUUUUUUUCCAGAAAAUCACAUUGUAGGAUUUUUAAUGAAUUUAUUUGCAAAUUAUGGUGGAAAAUAAGUAUUUGGUCACCUACAAACAAGCAAGAUUUCUGGCUCUCACAGACCUGUAACUUCUUCUUUAAGAGGCUCCUCUGUCCUCCACUCGUUACCUGUAUUAAUGGCACCUGUUUGAACUUGUUAUCAGUAUAAAAGACACCUGUCCACAACCUCAAACAGUCACACUCCAAACUCCACUAUGGCCAAGACCAAAGAGCUGUCAAAGGACACCAGAAACAAAAUUGUAGACCUGCACCAGGCUGGGAAGACUGAAUCUGCAAUAGGUAAGCAGCUUGGUUUGAAGAAAUCAACUGUGGGAGCAAUUAUUAGGAAAUGGAAGACAUACAAGACCGCUGAUAGUCUCCCUCGAUCUGGGGCUACACGCAAGAUCUCACCCCGUGGGGUCAAAAUGAUCACAAGAACGGUGAGCAAAAAUCCCAGAACCACACGGGGGGACCUAGUGAAUGACCUGCAGAGAGCUGGGACCAAAGUAACAAAGCCUACCAUCAGUAACACACUACGCCGCCAGGGACUCAAAUCCUGCAGUGCCAGACGUGUCCCCCUGCUUAAGCCAGUACAUGUCCAGGCCCGUCUGAAGUUUGCUAGAGUGCAUUUGGAUGAUCCAGAAGAGGAUUGGGAGAAUGUCAUAUGGUCAGAUGAAACCAAAAUAGAACUUUUUGGUAAAAACUCAACUCGUCGUGUUUGGAGGACAAAGAAUGCUGAGUUGCAUCCAAAGAACACCAUACCUACUGUGAAGCAUGGGGGUGGAAACAUCAUGCUUUGGGGCUGUUUUUCUGCAAAGGGACCAGGACGACUGAUCCGUGUAAAGGAAAGAAUGAAUGGGGCCAUGUAUCGUGAGAUUUUGAGUGAAAACCUCCUUCCAUCAGCAAGGGCAUUGAAGAUGAAACGUGGCUGGGUCUUUCAGCAUGACAAUGAUCCCAAACACACCGCCCGGGCAACGAAGGAGUGGCUUUGUAAGAAGCAUUUCAAGGUCCUGGAGUGGCCUAGCCAGUCUCCAGAUCUCAACCCCAUAGAAAAUCUUUGGAGGGAGUUGAAAGUCCGUGUUGCCCAGCGACAGCCCCAAAACAUCACUGCUCUAGAGGAGAUCUGCAUGGAGGAAUGGGCCAAAAUACCAGCAACAGUGUGUGAAAACCUUGUGAAGACUUACAGAAAACGUUUGACCUGUGUCAUUGCCAACAAAGGGUAUAUAACAAAGUAUUGAGAAACUUUUGUUAUUGACCAAAUACUUAUUUUCCACCAUAAUUUGCAAAUAAAUUCAUUAAAAAUCCUACAAUGUGAUUUUCUGGGGAAAAAAAAUCUCAUUUUGUCUGUCAUAGUUGACGUGUACCUAUGAUGAAAAUUACAGGCCUCUCUCAUCUUUUUAAGUGGGAGAACUUGCACAAUUGGUGGCUGACUAAAUACUUUUUUCCCCCACUGUAUAUGAAAGGCAGAAUAGGACAGGAUUCACAGAGAGGGAUUGUGCUCAUAUAAGGGCAAGGCAAAGGUUAAGCUGAGGAAUUUGGACACACAGGCUAAUGCCCUGCUGGACUGGACUGUUAUUGACCGGAGAUGAAGGCCUGUGUUCUGUUUCUAGUUAUCCAGUUCAACUGCCCUGGGCCUUGUCAUUGUGUAUGGAGCUAUGGACCGACAGACAGAGCAGGCAGGCGCCUCGAGCAGACGGCCGGUCCUCAAUGCCAAUCAAAACAAUUAGUCAUUCAUUCCCUCUGCUUUGUUUAGUCAUGUCACAGGCCCUUUGAUAUUCCCUAGUAUGCGUGAUUCAUAUCUCCAGCUCCCUACAAGUGUCCUACAGUGUUGAAUGCUGAGAUUGAGUGUAUGUGUGAUAGGGGGGCAUGCAUGGAUGCCAACUUACACACCUACUACAGGAGGAGCCUGGUAGCAGCCCAAAGGAAUGAAUGUGCCAGAUAGACAUUCUGGCAGCAGCUCUCCUCUUCUGUGAAAAGGGUUUUCAGUCCGUAGGCAUAAAUUAGAUCAGCAUUCAACACCUUUUCACGCUUUAUGUGAUUCUAAGCAUACCGUAUUUCAGUUUUUGCUUGGGAGUUGAUUUAAAGAUACAUUCUUGCCAUUUACAUUUUUAUUUGACGACAUGUACUGAUGAUGUGAUGGCUAGCAUUGUGAAAUAGCUAAACAACAUGCUUUCAUUAAAAAAAAUACAGUUUUUAGACAUUUAGCAGACGCUCUUAUCCAGAGCGACUUACAGUUAGUGAGUGCAUACAUUUUCAUACUACAUAGCCACUUGUAGAAUGGACUCGCACACUGUUUACAUGAAAUAAACAUUUACUAACAAAUGCUGUGUUUCAGACAUUCAUUGAGGCAUGAUGGUAGACUUAGUGUAACUGGGGCCAGUUUACAGUCAAAUAACAUUGCCUUAUUUGGUAAGAUGGUUAAACCACUAAUGACCUCAAUCAGCAGUAAAGGCAAAUUGUCUACAGAAACAGCUCUACUAAUGAGAGAACUAAAAUAUCUCCUCCUUCUCUUUCACUCUAGUUGUAUGUCCAGGCGAGGCUGAGGGCGAAGUGGGCAAGACUCCUCCGACCCACAAUCCAGUUCUUCCUGGUGGCCUUUGCGGUGUACGUGGGCUACACCCGCGUGUCUGAUUACAAACACCACUGGAGCGAUGUUCUUGUGGGCUUCCUCCAAGGCGCUCUCAUUGCCAUCCUCAACGUGAGUGUUGCCUGCUGGCUUUUUAUUGUUCCUACUUCCCUGUUUUGAUUUAACCUCUUUCAGCAACGCCUUUUGGAAGUCUCAGAGACGUGGGUGAUUCAUAUUGGAAAGCGAAGCCAAGAUUCGUAUUUCAGACUUCUGUGUGCAAUUAGGGACCCUCCCAGACCCAAUGUUUUAUGAUGUCUCUGGCCUGGUUAGAGAGCUGGAGGGGUUAUGCAGCGCUCUGUGUGUUCCUCUCAGAUGUGGAGCAGCUGCAUGGUGCCCUCCACAACCAGACAUAUACAAUCACACUUUCCAGAUCUGCCCUUGGUCCUCUCACUUUGUCUGAACAACACUAUUUCCCUCCUCUUCUCCUUACAGGUGCGCUACGUAUCAGACUUCUUCAAGCAGCGUCCUCCCCGCUGCUCCAGCCCAGAGACGGCUGAGAGCGAGGAACUGGAGCACAAACCCAGCCUGCAGAUGGCAGGUGCAGAGCACAACAAUCAUUACAGCUACCCAGGGCCUGUGUGA